AUAUUUUAUAAAAAGAAAUAUAAAAAAGGGAGUAUGAUUGAUGGGGGAAAAAGAAGAAGAUGAACAUGCAUCGUGAUAACAUUAGAUGGUUACAACAUCCCUCACCAACUUGGAAGUGACACAAUUAUACAAUUUUUACUAGUAGAUCUGAAUCUCUCCCUCUCUCUCUCUUUCUUCCUUUCUUCUCUAAUCUAAUGGCGUAAUUUGUAAGCAAACUCCUUCAUAUACAGCCUCGACUGCUUCCUUCGUCUUUUGCUUGCCUCUCUCUCUCUCUCCCCUCCGACGACAAUGAAUAGGAAUCUAAGAGAAUCUCUUGCCGGUGGGAGGAAUAUUCCGGCGAUCUCUCAGUUUCGUAGAGGCAGCAAUCACAACAACAUAUCUCAGAACGGUUUCGCGAGAGAAUCCGAUGAGAAUCUGGAUCUCUUCUCUAAGAUCCGUCGCUCUUUCCCAUUGGCUUCCUCUGACGAAUUACCCGACGUUUCUGCAAAACUCGGGAGACUCUCGGUCGGAUCCAAACCAGCUCCUAGAGGCAAAGGUGAUGAUCUCUUGUCUUCAGCUGAAGGUGGCAAAAAUGAUUAUGAUUGGCUUCUUACUCCUCCUGGAACACCUCUUGGAAACGAUUCUCAUUCAUCAUUGGCAGCUCCAAAGCUUACAUCUUCGGCUAGAGCCAGUUCUGCAUCAAAGGCUUCAAGGCUUUCAGUAUCGCAGUCAGAGACCAGUUACCAUUCCUCACGUCCUGCUAGAAGCAGCUCCGUGACUCGCCCAUCCAUUUCCACCUCGCAAUACAGCUCAUUUACUUCAGGCCGUUCACCAUCUUCCAUCUUGAACACUAGUUCUGCUUCAGUCUCAUCCUACAUCAGACCUUCAUCCCCGAGUUCCCGUUCUUCAUCUUCAGCUAGACCUUCCACUCCCACCCGUGCUUCUUCGACCUCACGGGCCUCAACUCCUUCGAGAAUCCGUCCUGGGUCAUCUAGUUCAUCCAUGGACAAGGCCAGACCGUCCCUGAGCUCAAGACCAUCAACUCCAACUUCUAGACCACAGCUCUCAGCAAACUCCCCAAAUAUAAUUGCUUCUAGACCAAAUUCUCGUCCUUCUACCCCUACCCGUCGCAGCCCAUCCACCUCUGUGUCUGCAACGUCAGGAUCCAAUAUUUCAAGUGGACGUGCUGCAUCAAAUGGUCGUAGUGCACCUUCAUUGUCUAGGCCAAGCUCUCCUGGACCUAGAGUUAGAACUACCCCGCAACAGCCAAUUGUGCUACCAGACUUUACUCUUGAUACCCCACCUAACCUCAGAACAACUCUCCCAGACAGACCAAUAUCAGCUGGCAGGUCCAGGCCAGUCACUGGUGGCAGCACGGCAAAGGCAAGUCCAGAACCCAAAGGUCCAAUCACAAGAAGGAAUUCAUCUCCUAUUGUGGCGAGAGGAAGACUCGCAGAGACCCAAGGAAAUGGCCGUUUUGGUGGUAAUAGGCAGCAUCUUACAGAUGUACCAGAGCCCCGAAGGAUUUCAAACGUUUCUGACAUAACUUCACGGAGAACUGUGAAGACCUCGUCAACUGCUGUCACAGACAAUAACAACGGACUUGGCAGGUCAUUCUCAAAAAGUUCAUUGGAUAUGGCCAUUAGGCACAUGGACAUAAGAAGCGGGAAGACCAAUGGUUGCGCACUGUCAACGACAACGCUCUUCCCUCAGAGCAUCAGACCAGCCUCGUCCAAGAUCCAGCCAAUCCGUUCAGGGAAUAAUCAUUCGGAUUCUAUCAGCAGCAACGGCACAGAGAACGGGAAUGAUGCAAAUGAGGGUAGAAGACUGAUGGGGAAAUUGAGUGACAUGGACAUGUAUGAGAGCUCAAGGUAUGAUGCAUUGUUGUUGAAAGAAGACGUAAAGAACACAAACUGGUUGCAUAGCAUUGAUGACCGGUCGCCAGAUCACGGACUCAUGUUUGACAAUGGAGGAUUCGAGCUACUUCCAGAGCCCUUUGCCCCACUAUAACACACACACAGAGCACAAGUAAACAACUUUUUUUUUUCUUUUCUAAAACCGCAUCUCUCUUUUUUUUUUUUUUAAUUUAUCUUACACAGUUUGUUUGCUUGUCAAUGGUGGAAAAAGACGGAGUAUUGAGAUAUAAGUGUCUAGUGGUUCUUGGUUCUUUGGUUACUGAUUCUUGAUUAUUGGUUUUCUUGAGUGAGGUUUGUAACUUAGUAGUUAUAUAAUAAUAUUUGAAGAGAUGGUAACGUAAUAAUGUGUGGUAUGUAAUGUCGAGAGUGUUGCCUCUUUGGUGGAAUAUAAUUUAUCAUGUAAA
This is a messenger RNA of Camelina sativa (false flax), 2299 nucleotides long. RefSeq lists its product as uncharacterized. Gene Ontology annotation, biological process: cortical microtubule organization. The record is from RefSeq and is a predicted model, not a curated record. Gene Ontology annotation, cellular component: cortical microtubule. NCBI's taxonomy places the organism in Eukaryota, Viridiplantae, Streptophyta, Magnoliopsida, Brassicales, Brassicaceae.